Molecule: messenger RNA, 2578 nt
Organism: Megalobrama amblycephala (Wuchang bream)
Lineage: Eukaryota; Metazoa; Chordata; Actinopteri; Cypriniformes; Xenocyprididae
Gene: cfap96
Product: linkage group 23 C4orf47 homolog
Exons: 13
Coding region: 865-1797 (310 amino acids)
Cellular component (GO): centrosome
Source: RefSeq, a predicted model, not a curated record
GACUUUAUAGAACAUUGGCAAGGAAUAAGUUACUAAUAUUAACGAGCUCCGAGAGCCCCCUAGUGGUCGGGAGCAUUUCCGUUGUGCUGUGGCUUUAUUUCGUUGUGUUGUGGCUUGUUUCCGUUGUGUUGUAGCUCGAUUUCGUUGUGUUGUGAACUUAUGUUUGCUUUUUUAAUUUCGUUGUGUUGUGCACUACUGGGCCACCGUACCCGACAACUCCUAAAAGGUGCUUUGGUGGAAACUGCUUACCAUGAGCAUGCGCAGAUCGCGCACCAGCUGAUGCAGCAACACCUCUAAGCGAAAUGUCGAUGCGCCUCUAAUUAAUGGACACUUACACCGAUCUCUGUCAAUCAUUCGGUGUGCCCCUCUGGGUGGGGCCGUUGCUCCACGCGGCCUCCAGGCUGAAGAAGAAGACAGACCGGAUGAAACGAAGAAAAGUGUACCGUUUAAUCCAGCGUCACUUACUGAACAACAGGGUCGGCUGCAGCACGAGUGGCAACCCCACUUAUGUGUACCCAACUGAGCUCAAAGAGAUGGUCCGAUCAGCCUUUCCAAAGGGCAUCUGUGACUAUGUCGACCCCUGUCACAAAAAUGUUGUUGCCAUCACGAUGGAUGACUUGAAAAUGAUGGAGUUCUCUUCUGGGAUGGAUCAACCAGUUAAACUGCAGUUGCAUAUCUAAAUGGUUCAAAAUUUCCAGCCUUGAUCUGCUGGACACCAUGACAACGUACACAACCUACACGAACACCUCAGCAGCGGAGUAAUAUUUCUAUUACUGACUGUUUAACACAAGGUAUAGCCUACAUAAUUCAAGAUCUCUUUCUGUGGCUUUUCUUCCACAAGUGCUGUGUUUCAAACUUUAGAAAAUGCCUCCAGAAGGGAAAUCUGACAUGGAGCGGAUUGGCAUCUUUAAAGAGAUGGGAUAUAUCUCAAUAGGGGACAAAUAUACACCUUUCAUUUACCGCCCAUUUAAUGACUCCGCAUACAAGAACAAACAGAUGCUAAUAGGAGGAGCUAAAUCAAAGUCCGCUCUUCAGACGGGAUACUUCGACACACAGUUUAAGAGGAUCUUUGAGAGAGAGGCCUUCACAGACCCUGUCAAAAUAGACAGACAAUACAGGAUACAACAGGCCAAGAAGAACAUAGGCAAAGCCUUUCUUCCCAGUAACGGAGAGAAAAAAACAUGUGGGGUCGGCAGCUAUUAUGGGACAUUUGGAGGUCCCAUUCAAGCAAUGAGUACCCUACAGACUCCAAGGAAACCAAACAAAUCAGCUGGGAAAAACUUCUACACUAAUCCACCCAAGAAAGGAAGUUAUGGCUAUCCUGACAUCACUCUCUCCAAGAUGGUGUCCUAUUCCUCAGACCCCUAUGAUCGAGCCAAGGAAAUGCUAAAGCGUGAGAUCAUGUCACACAAAUCCAUGCUGAAAGGGGGAGCGUUUCGUUUGAACCUUCAUCCAAAUGAAUGCUUUGACAGCAAUCCUUACAAAUUUGACAAACCUCUGCCACCUCCAAAGAAGACUGAGGAGAAAAAGCACUUUACGGUGCCCUUCAAACCGAGUUCACCCAGUAAAAAGACUGGAGGUAUGAAAGCAGGAACAUUUGACACCUACCCCGGCUACUCUGCAGAACCCUAUGGCCCCAAAAAGACUAAAUCAGUGAUGACGAAUAAGGAAGGAAAGAUAUUUCACCCCUCCCCUGGUCCAAAGAGUACACCUGUCAAAAGCAUCAUCAGCCUCAAUGUCAAUAAGGCUGUGAAUGCCACAAACUACAAUCGAAUCCCCUCUGUGAUGGCAUAUUGAGAACGUGUGAUGUCUUCAGGUGAAUAAAUGAACAUGUUAUAUAUUGGGCUUUAGAUUAAAAAGCUCCUAUUUUGUAUUGUAUUUACAGCAAUCUCUUAAUUCAUAAAAUGGAUUCACAUUUAGCUCAUUCUAAUUACUACCCCAGGAUAAAUACUUGUUUUCAUAGCAUCUAAAGAUGUGUAAUUGUAGAAGUCAACUUUAAGUCCUGUGCAUCAUUUUGUCAGUGAUACACUAAGCCAUGUGUUUAAGAUCACUUGAGUUAUUAAACAAUAAAAUGUAUAUUUUGUAUUUAACCAGCAAAGAUUUGGACAAUUCAUCUAUUUCAGCAUUUAUUUCAUUUAUUUUUUAUUGUAUAUGGUUUAGACAAAUAAUUGUAAAUGCACCUAUAAUUUUGUGACAUAAUAAACUUUUUGUCUUAUUUGUUAUCAAAGGUGGCCUUAAAGGGAUAAUUGAGGAAAUUACAGAAUUAUCAUUUGUAAGUGAACUGUACCUUUAAGUUCAUUUAGAAACACCAGAAUUGAAGAAAGUAAAAGCAGCACAAGGAAUAUUCAUAGAAAUGUUGGUUUUCAGAUAAACAAAAAGUAAAAAAAAGUUUUGUACUGGGAAACAGAUUGCAUUGAAUUGCUUUUUUUUUCUACCUCUUACACAGUUUGUGCAUAUUACCAAAUACCUUGUACAUAGAUGGUGGCAUAUUUGAAUUAAAAGCAAAAUUACCUGCAUGUUUUAAUAAUAACCGAAACCUUGUAUAAUUACUUUAUGUUCAAAUUGCGGAUUUUAUCUG